AUGAAUCUUGAAUUAAUUGGUCAACUCGUAAGUGUUGCUCUUAUCGUUGGCGCAGGUCCAAUCGUAGUAGCGGCUCUUUACGUUCGCGGCGGAAACCUUUAA
Bathycoccus prasinos is the source of this 102-nucleotide messenger RNA. The record is from the annotation of a RefSeq genome assembly. Lineage: Eukaryota; Viridiplantae; Chlorophyta; Mamiellophyceae; Mamiellales; Bathycoccaceae.